AUGGAUAUGCAACUUACCAAUUUGACUAGAACGUGGAUUGCACCACCGCUUUUGGGAGGCGAUGAGUUGGAAUUGGAACACAGUAUUCCAACAAUUGAAGUUAAUAGUGAACUGAAGUACUCAUUGGGUUCCAAUCCAUUUACCAACUGUGGUUAUGUCAAAGACGUUUCAUUGCGAGUCGUGGCACUGGCUGGAUGUGGAAGUGGUUUAUCCGCUGCGAGUGCUGCGAAGGAUGGAGCUCUGACAGCAGCACAUUUGACUGACACUUGUUGCAUGCAGUGUGUGGAGUUUGAGUAG
Molecule: messenger RNA, 297 nt
Organism: Echinococcus granulosus
Lineage: Eukaryota; Metazoa; Platyhelminthes; Cestoda; Cyclophyllidea; Taeniidae
Exons: 2
Coding region: 1-297 (98 amino acids)
Source: RefSeq, a predicted model, not a curated record